Cucumis melo (muskmelon) is the source of this 2165-nucleotide messenger RNA. Its product is annotated as probable arabinosyltransferase ARAD1. The transcript has 4 exons. Bases 161 to 1612 code for a protein of 483 amino acids. Gene Ontology annotation, molecular function: glycosyltransferase activity. Lineage: Eukaryota; Viridiplantae; Streptophyta; Magnoliopsida; Cucurbitales; Cucurbitaceae. The record is from RefSeq and is a predicted model, not a curated record.
AGUAUUCCUCGCGGACAAUCGAAGGUGCUUGUCACGCGCUCUACCAAUGUAUUCCGCCAUUAAAGCCUGAACCUUAGUCUUCUUCCUUAGUUCCUUCCCUUCUUUGCCGUUCUACAAAGUUCAAUUCAAUUCACAAUCCCAGCUUUCAUUCUCUCCAACAAUGGCGCGAAAAUCUUCUCUCCUCAAGCGAACCCUAGCUUCUCUCUGUUUUAUACUUGCCCUAUAUGCCAUCAUCAACACCUUCAUAAGCUCCACCGCUACUCUCAAGCUCGACCGCUCCUUCCCCUUCAGUUCUGCCAAUUCCGUCAUCGUCUCCGACGAAUUUUCUUCCCAAGACACUGAUCUCCUCAAUUCCUCUGGGAAAUCCCUCUCCCCAGUCAAGAUUUACCUCUACGAUGUCCCCACUAGGUUUACAUACGGUGUAAUUGAGAACCACGGCAUAGCUCGCGGUGGAAAACCCGUCCCUGAAGUCACCGACCUUAAGUAUCCUGGCCAUCAGCAUAUGGCCGAGUGGUUUCUGUUCACGGAUCUGCUUCGACCUGAGUCGGAGCGUAUUGGGUCUGCUGUGGUUAGGGUGUUCGAUCCAGAGGAAGCGGAUUUGUUCUAUGUACCCUUCUUCUCGUCCUUGAGCUUGAUCGUCAACCCUAUCCGACCUGCAACCGGGUCGGAUCAGCAGCAGCGGAAGCUUGUGUACAGUGAUGAGGAGACGCAGGAUGCCUUUAUGGAGUGGUUGGGGAAGCAAGACUACUGGAAACGGAACAAUGGGCGUGAUCAUGUCAUUAUAGCGCAGGACCCGAAUGCAUUGUACAGGCUGAUUGACAGGGUUAAGAACAGUAUCUUGCUUGUUUCAGAUUUUGGGCGGUUGAGGGCUGACCAAGCGUCGCUAGUUAAGGACGUCAUUGUACCAUACUCACAUAGGAUCAAUACUUAUACUGGUGACAUUGGUGUUGAGAAUCGGAAGACUUUAUUGUUCUUCAUGGGCAAUCGAUACCGUAAAGAGGGAGGAAAGAUACGUGAUAUGCUUUUCAAUAUACUUGAGCAAGAACAGGAUGUUAUAAUCAAACACGGAACACAAUCACGAGAGAGUCGGCGUGCUGCUACACAUGGGAUGCAUACGUCUAAGUUCUGCUUGAAUCCAGCUGGUGACACUCCCUCUGCGUGUCGGCUUUUUGAUUCUGUUGUGAGCUUAUGUGUACCAGUGAUUGUCAGUGAUAGUAUUGAGUUGCCUUUUGAAGAUGUUAUAGAUUACUCCAAGAUUGCAGUGUUUUUUGACUCGGUUUCUGCUGCGAAACCUGGAUUUCUGAUGUCAAAGCUAAGGAGAAUAUCUAAAGAGAGAAUUUUGGACUAUCAGAGAGAAAUGAAAAAGGUCUCAUUAAAUAGGAGAGAGACUCAUCCCAUCAUAAAAGGGGGGAAAAAGAUUAAGAUAAAGAGGUACUUUGAGUAUACAGACUCAAAUGGCACAGUGAACGAAAUAUGGCGCCAAGUCUCACAGAAGUUACCUCUAAUUAAGCUAAUGAUUAAUCGCGAAAAGAGGGUCAUUCAUAGAGAUGGUGAUGAACCAGACUGCUCUUGUCUCUGUUCAAACCAAACUGGCAUCAGGGCCAGACUAUAAUUUUUUAUUUAUGAUUUUCUGGGAGAAUCAACUACUUUUUUCAAGCGGCAGGCCGGCUGCAAGACUCGGAGUUGGAGAAAACUGAGGAUGAAGUUAUAUAUACCAUGCCUUACUAGUUCCAACCUUGAGAUGGCCAUAUUACUUAAGUAAGCUGGUUUUUCUUCUAACGAGGUAGGUAGAGGUUGCCAUAUUUAUAGGCCUUUUCACUUAUUACUACUCUCUAUUCUUUUCUUUGAGAUGGUUAUGUAGAACUGACAUAGCCUUGCAUAAUCUGGUAAUAUUUGUAAUUAUUAUUAUGAUUUUUUGCUUCAUUUUUUGUGCAUUGUACAGAAUAAGGGUCUGUUUGAUCCUUCCAUAUUCAACCGAAGUUGUUUUUCUUCAUUUUUACUUAGUUGUUGUAGGCUUUGAGAUAAACAUUGGGACAUUUAGAAUAUGAUUAGUAUUGUAGAUUAUGUCUAAAUUACUCUCUCACAUUGUUUUUUGGGUGGUGAUGUUGGUAACUGAAAGGAGAUUCUUAAGUGAAUGACAAAAGACUUCUUUUGCUUAUCCCAAA